Messenger RNA from Trichoderma asperellum CBS 433.97, 1795 nucleotides. RefSeq lists its product as uncharacterized. Gene Ontology annotation, molecular function: oxidoreductase activity; FAD binding. NCBI's taxonomy places the organism in Eukaryota, Fungi, Ascomycota, Sordariomycetes, Hypocreales, Hypocreaceae. The record is from RefSeq and is a predicted model, not a curated record.
AUGGCUUGGCUCAUCUCUCUCUUAGCCAUUGUGCCGGCUCUGGUGUCUGCGGCUGCCGUCAACACAACUUGCGUCACUGAGCCGAGCUGCCGUUGCUUACCGUCAGAUUCGUGCUGGCCAUCCAAAUCAGAAUGGACUGCCUUCAAUAAAACUGUAGGAGGCAGACUUAUAGCCACAGUGCCUAUUGGUAGUGUCUGCCAUAAUUCGGCCUUUGGCUCCUACAACGCUCAAAAGUGCGAUGAAUUGAGGUCUGUGUGGGACUAUCCCGCCACCCAUAUCGCGUCUUCCUCCGAUCCUAUGGCGCCGUUCUUCGCCAAUGACAGCUGUGAUCCAUUUACAGCGCCCAGUGCGAGGUGUAUUAUCGGCACCCUUGUCCAGUAUUCCGUCAAUGCCAGCUCUAGCUCCGACUAUCUGGCUACCAUCAAGUUUGCACAGCAGAACAACAUCCGCUUAGUGAUUCGGAACACAGGCCAUGACUACUACGGCAAGUCCUCGGGGACCGGCGCGCUGGCUCUCUGGACCCAUCAUCUCAAGGAUAUCUCGCUCGUCAACUACAAGCAAAGCUAUUACAGCGGUAAAGCGCUGAAAGUUGGUGCUGGCGUCCAAAACUCUGAAGCCCAAGCUUUUGCCCACAACAAUGGUCUGAUAGUUGUUACUGGAGAUGGGGCAUCAGUUGGCCUUGCAGGAGGGUACAGCCAGGGCGGUGGACAUGGACCAGUGGCCAGCAAGUUUGGCCUUGCCGCCGACCAGGUCCUCGAGUGGGAGGUCAUUACCAGCACCGGCCAGCAUCUUGUUGCUACUCCUUCCCAGAACACCGAUCUUUACUGGGCUCUCUCUGGCGGCGGUGGUGGAACCUAUGCUGCUGUUCUGUCAAUGACCAUUCGAGCUUACCCUGACAUGCCAAGCUCUGCCGCCAAUCUUACAAUUACCAACCAGGGAAUAUCUGACGACGCUUUCUACGCAGCUGUCCAAACGUUCCUGACGACACUGCCUAGUAUUGUUGACAGUGGUGCUACCGUUGUCUACCUGCUUGCCUAUGGGCUGUUCCUUGUACAGCCUGUGAAUGCUCCCGGCGUAAGCAAAGCACAGCUGCAGACACUCCUCAACCCUACGCUGAGCUAUCUACAGAAGCAAAACAUCCCUUAUGACUUCCACAUUGACCAGUUCCCUACAUUUUUGGAUAGCUUUUACGCCUACAAUCCUCCUCCUAACGUUACUGAGUAUAAUAUUGGCGGCCGUCUUAUUCCACGAACGUUGCUCGAAAGCCAGACAAGCGCCACUUCUGUGGUAAACGCGUAUCGAUUCAUUAAUGAGGCCGGCGCUGUCAUCUCUGGUGUGAACGUCAACGUCAGCAAUGGCACAAAGGUCCCCAAUUCCGUUAACCCUGUCUGGCGGUCUUCCAUUACGAGCAAUGUUAUCGGAGUUCCAUACGAUCCGCUCAACUUCCAGAACAACAUAUACGCCCAAAACAACGUGACAGAUAUCCUGAUACCUAAGCUAGAAGCUCUGUCGCCCAUCCAGGGUGCCUACCUGAAUGAAGCCAACAUGCAUCAGCCUAAUUUCCAAAGCGUCUUCUAUGGUAACAACUACCCGGCUCUGAAGUCAAUUAAGAACAAAUACGAUCCGUCAAGUACAUUUUACGGUCUCACAGCAGUUGGAAGCGACGACUGGACAGUGGACAGCGUUACUGGGCGACUGUGUCCUGUCUCGUAAGUAUAUUGAUGUGGAGUAUAGGUAUUUCUUCACGUACAUAGCUAUGAAUAUAUAUUUCUAGAUGUUAAAUACGAAUUCGAAG